This is a messenger RNA of Sardina pilchardus (European sardine), 2598 nucleotides long. RefSeq names its product ectonucleoside triphosphate diphosphohydrolase 2b (gene entpd2b). Bases 227 to 1735 code for a protein of 502 amino acids. Gene Ontology annotation, cellular component: plasma membrane. Gene Ontology annotation, molecular function: hydrolase activity. The transcript is spliced from 9 exons. The record is from RefSeq and is a predicted model, not a curated record. Lineage: Eukaryota; Metazoa; Chordata; Actinopteri; Clupeiformes; Clupeidae.
ACAGCAUGGAUCGACAUCAGCAAACAUCCGUUAAAAAACGUCAUCUCAACUCCGGAAAAGAGUUAAGUGUAGUGGCCGGCAGAUGUGUAGCGCAGUCAAUUGCCAGAGACGCUCCCUCUGUAUUGCGACCCAUUUGCCUCGUGUAGGCUAUUUACAAGUUAAAAUCACGCACAUUCAAGAGACUGCCUUGCUUCCAUUCAUGUAAUAAGGGACUCCGACUACACGCAUGGGGAACUUGCGAUCUAAAAUAUUACUCCCGGUGGGGCUUCUGCUGCUUGGGAUUGUAUCCAUUCUUUUGCUCACCAUUCCGACCAAAGAAAUUUACGCGCCUCCACCUGACAUGUAUGGUAUUGUGUUGGAUGCGGGGUCCUCCCACACAUCCAUGUACAUCUACAAGUGGCCGGCAGAUAAACAGAAUGACACAGGAGUGGUCAGCCAGCACAGCGAGUGUCACGUCAAAGGAGGGGGAAUCUCCAGCUAUGCAGGCCAGCUGGGAGCUGCUGGACGCAGUCUGGAGGACUGCCUCAAGACAGCCACAGAGGAAAUCCCUAAAGCACGUCAUCGGCUCACACCAGUGUACCUGGGUGCAACAGCUGGGAUGAGGCUCUUAAACCUCUCCAACCAUAAUCACUGUGCAAGUGUUCUUGAGGAGGUUGGUCAGAAGAUUAAGAGCUAUCCCUUUGACUUCAAGGGGGCCGCGAUCCUUAGCGGUCAGGAGGAGGGUGCGUACGGCUGGGUCACUGUGAACUAUCUCCUGGAGAACUUCAUCAAGUAUGGAUUCGUAGGUCAGUGGUUGAAUUCAGCAAAGCCGACCGUCGGGGCACUAGAUUUCGGAGGGGCCUCCACCCAGAUCACAUUUGUGACCCAGGAUCAUGUGGAGAGCCCUGAGAACCAGAUGAAACUGCGACUGUACGGGAAAGACUACAGGCUGUACACCCAUAGCUUCUUGUGCUACGGACUCGACCAGAUGCUGCUACAGCUCAAGGCCCAAGUUCUGAAGUCUCAGGGCUAUGCCAGUUCUGUGUCGCACCCCUGCUAUCCACAGGGCUAUGAGGAUCAAAUUAAAAUGGGAAGUGUGUUUGACUCUCCCUGCACAGUCCCCCUCAAACCUACUCCCUACGACUCAGGAGCAACAGUGACUCUGAGGGGCACGGGCCAUUAUGAUCACUGUCUGGGCAACAUGUCUGCGAUCUUCAACUUCCAGGACUGUCCAUAUAGCAAGUGUUCCUUCAAUCAGAUAUUCCAGCCCAACAUCAGUGGCAGCUUCUUGGCGUUCUCUGCGUUCUUCUAUGUGCACUCUUUCUUGGAACGCACCACUAAGAUAACUGUGAACACUCCAGUUAAACUGGAGGAAGCAACCAGAGCUCUAUGUAAUAUGAGCUUCAAGGAGAUGCUAAGUAUAGCCCCUGAUCAAGAAUCACGCCUGCAAAGGUACUGUCCUGCCUCUGCGUUCAUCAAUCUGCUUCUGGUGAAAGGCUAUGGCUUUGAUGAAGAUUCCUUCCCUCAAAUUGCCUUCCAAAAAAAGGCAGGAGAUACGUCUGUUGGCUGGGCGCUAGGCUACAUGUUAAGUCUGAGCAACAUGGUGCCAGCGGAGAGUUUGUCACUGAGGAGAGCCCUCCUCCCCGGAGCCUGGAUCACCUUAAUCGUCCUCUUCGCACUGUUGCUCGUCGCCACCCUGGGGCUGUUAGCCUACCAAGCCCUCCGACAGCAAAAGAAAGCUAGCGAUCACUGUUAGAUCCCAGCAGUGGAUGAAUUGAUAGAUGAAUCGAUAGAUAGAUACCUUCUUAAUCCUGAAGGGAAUAUUUGAAUCUCAAAGGACAUUUUUGAAACAGAUUGGACUAGACUUGAUCUCACUGAUACAUUCCAGAACUAUUUUAUAUGGGAAUUUGUGUCAAAUGUUGUAUUGAUCAAAUGGCAGCUCUAAUUACAAAUUAAUCAAAUCCUCUUUUCUUGCUUAUAGACUGUAGUUAGGUACAUGCCCGUAUUAAGGCAGCUGACCUGUGUUGAUGACUGAGUGAAAUGGCCGAAAUACAGAGGUCCACCAUCUCAAACCCUGUCACUUUAAAAAGCAUUGCAUUCUUUUCCAUUACAAACAAAAUCUGGACAGAGGGUCGUAUACAGUAAACUAUGAUGUGCCACUUAUGCACCAUUUUCCCCAUGCCAGUACAGAAUAUAGCCUACAAAUGGUAGGUGAGGUACUAGGACAGGAAAAGAAGUUGGAUGAAGUGUAUAUGCCAUUGGAGCCAAUUGUUGAGUCUAUCAAGCAAAGACAUAUAGAGUCAACCAGUGGCUCUAAUGGAGAUUCUUUGCUACGUGAAGUAAAGAAAGAAUCUGGUAAUUGAUCACCAACUCAGUGAUGAGUGGAUGGAUGGAUGGAUGGAGGUCACGCUACUCCAUCAUUGCUUCAUAGCUUUUGAGAGUAUACGUUUAGAUUUGCUGGGUCUCCGCUUUUUGAAUAACCGAUUUGUAUUUGUAACCACUCCUUACCUAAGAAUAAGUUUGAACUUGCUUAUUAAAGCUGUGUUUUCUAUUAGGCUACUUGUUUUUGCACUAAAAUCAGGCCUUUAAUAAAAUGCUUGAAGAGGAGUACUUUCUGGA